Messenger RNA from Rhodamnia argentea, 2634 nucleotides. Its product is annotated as heterogeneous nuclear ribonucleoprotein U-like protein 1. Gene Ontology annotation, molecular function: protein binding. The transcript is spliced from 9 exons. NCBI's taxonomy places the organism in Eukaryota, Viridiplantae, Streptophyta, Magnoliopsida, Myrtales, Myrtaceae. The record is from RefSeq and is a predicted model, not a curated record. The coding region runs from base 74 to 2350 and encodes 758 amino acids.
CCCUCUUCUCUCUCUCUCUCUCUCUCUCUCUCUCUCUCUGCCGGUGCUGGUUCAGCUUCAGAGCCCGGUGGCAAUGGCUUCUCUGAAAGGCGAACCUUCCGGAGAAGACGAAUUCGAGCAGAACCUCAAGAGGACGAGACGCGGCGACGCCUCGGAGUCGAAGCCCGACCACCGUGUGGCUCUCAACCCCGCCGAUUGCAACUUAGAUUUUAAUGUGGAAGGCAAUGGGCUUCGAGGAUCCGCACUUCAUGAGAAAGGGUUUGCUUAUUGCUGGUCUGGUGCGCGUGCUAAUGCUGGAAUAAUUGGGGGGAAAUACUGUUUUGGCUGCAACGUUGUCUCAACUCAGCCAGUUGAAAUGGAUGACACUCCCCAUGACAAGCAGCAUCUUUGUCGUGUUGGUGUCUCGACUGGGGACAAACCAGUGGGAAGCCUUGGAGAAAGCUCCUGCAGCUUUGGAUAUGGAGGGACUGGAAAGUUUUCAACUGAAAACGACUUUUUGGAUUAUGGUGAAAAGUUUGGAGUUGGUGACACGAUUAUCUGUGCUGUUGAUCUUGAGAGUAAGCCCCUGGCGUCCAUAGGUUUCUCAAAGAAUGGUAAGUGGCUGGGAGUUGCAAAGCAGUUUGAUGCCAGUGGGAUGGGUCUUGGAGUGGAUACUGCAGUAAGUAAUGUACCGUGGAAAUCAGCGCUCUUUCCGCACAUACUAUUGAAGAAUGUUGAAGUAGAGAUGCACUUUAGUCUUGAAGAUGGAUUGGUUCCCGAAGAUGGUUUUAAGCCUUGGGCUUGUGCAUUUGAGGAUCAGAAGGCCAUUCUAGGUCCUGCUUUCUCUGAUAUUAGCUGCUGUGAAAUAAUGAUGAUGGUGGGAUUGCCAGCUUCUGGAAAAACGACUUGGGCUGAGAAAUGGAUCAAAGAACACCCUGAGAAGCGAUAUGUGUUGCUUGGAACCAACCUUGUUUUGGAUCAAAUGAAGGUUCCUGGGCUCAGGCGUAAGGAAAACUACGGUGAAAGGUUCGAUCGUCUGAUGGACCGAGCAACCGACGUAUUUAAUAUCCUAUUGACAAGGGCUGCAAGGACAGCUAGGAAUUACAUACUUGAUCAGACAAAUGUCUACAAAAGUGCACGUAAACGCAAACUGAAGCCCUUUGCAUCUUUUCGAAAGAUUGCUGUAGUGGUAUUUCCAAAACCAGAAGAGCUGAAGUCAAGCUCUCAAAAGAGAUUCAGAGAAAUGGGAAAGGAGGUACCUGCUGAUGCAGUGAAUCAAAUGUUGGCCAAUUAUGCUUUGCCCACCAGUGUCAAUAUGCGUGGAUCAGAUGAGUACUUUGAUCAGGUCAUGUUUGCAGAACUGGACCGAUUGGAGUCACAAAGGCAUUUGGAUGAGAUGAAGCAAUCUCUUGCCUCUCAUUCCAAUUUGAAUGUGAAGAGUAAUUUUUCACCUUAUUCUCUUGGAACUGCUGUGGGAUCAUAUCCUUUGCCACGAAAGGAGCACGUCUCAUCAGUGACCGGAGGACACUUGAUGGACUCUCAUGUAGCUACCCCUCAUCCCAGCUACCAAGUCCUCAAUCGACUGUGGCCUCAGUUUGAUUCGUAUCAAGACCAUCAGGAGGAUAAUGUGGCUGGAGCAGCUGCCGCUCCUGGAAGUUUUCAAAGAAGUUUCUACCUUGCCAGUGAUUAUGGUUAUCCUAGUAUGUCAAGUGCCAUUGCCAAUGUUGGUUCAGACUGUUACCCUAUCUGUGGAAUGGAUAACUCCUACAACAGAUCAGACAUGGUGUCCAACAGCGUGCGCGGUGUUUCCACUGAUGGAUCGUAUCAGGGAAAUGGGGUCAACCCUUUCUUACAUGGAAGUGAAAGGGCCUCUUCAGGACCAUAUUUUACUUCUGGUGCUCCUUCUAAUGUGCCUGGAGCAGCUGCCGCUCCUGGAAGUUUUCAAAGAAGUUUCUACCCUGCCAGUGAUUCUGGUUAUCCUAGUAUGUUAAGUGCCAUUACCAAUGUUGGUUCUGAUUGUUACCCGAUCCGUGGAAUGGAUAAGUCCUACAGCAGAUCAGACAUGACGUACAACAGCAUGCAAGGUGUUUCCACUGAUGCAUCGAAUCAGGGCAAUGGGGUCGAGCCUUUCUUACAUGGUGGUGAAAGGGUCUCUUCAGGACCAUGUUUUACUUCUCGUGCUCCUUUCAACGUCAGUGGGAAUCCCAGAGUUUUAACAGACUCUCUAAUAGGAUCCGCAUUGAUGGAGGAUUCGCCAUGGCCACAUGGUACACACUAUGCUGUUCCAAAUCCAGGAACUGUGUACAGGAAUUCGUCUGCUGACAUGCCGCCUCCGACAGGGCAUGCCUCACCCUUCCAGAGGCAUUACUGACUGCUUACCGCUUGUAUCAUCGUUACUGACGCGAGGAUCUAUGUUGUUGUGGAAGGUUUUAGAUCUUGUAAAUACAGUAUAUACGCACUGGGUACUGAAGGCCUUGUGUGGAGCAUUAUACGUUGAGGAGGUCCAUGUAGUUUGUGUCAUACUCUCCUCCAUGACCUUGUAAUUACUUCACUCUUCUUUUGGUGACUUACGUGUUUGACUUCAGGUUGCAUUAGGGGAGGCUGCUCUCUCCAUUCGACAAGUUAGUAACGAAAAUUUCUGUCCCAGUUGGAUGA